AUGGUGAGCAAAACAGAGGAGACCCAGUUGAACAGGCUCGAGAACCAGGUCGAUAAUGGAGGAGGAGGGGCUUGGGAGUACCUCUGCCUGGUCAGAAAGCUCAAGGUCCGGCGUUCCGAGAAGGUGCUAAAGCAUGGCUUGUCGAUCUUGAACGACAUCAAAAAACGAUCAAGUCUUGGCCCGGACGAAUGGACUUUAUAUGAGCAAGUUGCAAUUGCAGCCAUGGACUGCCAAUGUCUUGAUGUUGCGAAGGACUGCAUUAGGCUUUUACGGAAGUCAUUUCCAGAGAGUAAAAGAGUUGGCAGGCUAGAGGCUAUGUUGCUUGAGGCGAAGGGAGCUUGGGCAGAGGCAGAGAAGGCUUACUCGAGCUUUUUGGAGGAAAAUUCACUCGAUCAAGUAAUACAUAAGAGAAGAGUAGCUAUGGCGAAGGCACAAGGAAAUAUUUCAGGAGCCAUUGAGUGGCUUAAUAAGUAUCUGGAAAUAUUUAUGGCUGAUCAUGAUGCUUGGAGAGAGCUGGCUGAAAUAUAUGUUUCCUUGCAGAUGUACAAGCAAGCUGCGUUCUGCUAUGAGGAGCUGAUAUUAUCUCAGCCUACUGUUCCACUUCACCACUUAGCAUAUGCUGAUGUGCUUUACACACUUGGUGGACUAGAAAACCUUCAGACAGCAAAAAAAUACUACGCAUCCGUUAUAGACUUGACUGGGGGCAAGAAUAUCAGAGCACUUUUUGGUAUUAACUUGUGCACUUCUGCCAUUGGACAGCUUGCAAAAGGAAGGAACAAGGAAGACAAGGAGAGCUCAGAGCUACAAUCACUGGCAGCAACAGCCUUGGAGAAAGACUACAAGCAGAGAGCUCCCGACAAACUUUCCCUGCUUACUACUGCCUUAAAAAGCUUGAAAGUUUCAUCAUAA
Messenger RNA from Prunus armeniaca (apricot), 909 nucleotides. The record is from the annotation of a GenBank genome assembly. NCBI's taxonomy places the organism in Eukaryota, Viridiplantae, Streptophyta, Magnoliopsida, Rosales, Rosaceae.